Molecule: messenger RNA, 3336 nt
Organism: Caenorhabditis briggsae
Lineage: Eukaryota; Metazoa; Nematoda; Chromadorea; Rhabditida; Rhabditidae
Exons: 6
Coding region: 1-3336 (1111 amino acids)
Biological process (GO): citrate metabolic process; fatty acid biosynthetic process; tricarboxylic acid cycle
Cellular component (GO): cytosol
Molecular function (GO): ATP citrate synthase activity
Source: RefSeq, a predicted model, not a curated record
AUGUCGGCUAAAGCUGUCAGCGAACUCUCCGGAAAGGAGGUAACGUUUCUAUUGUUUGUUCUCUACAAACACUUUGAGUCGACCGGAAUCGUCAGUGCACCGCAUGCGUUUCACGUGAAUGCCGGUGAUAAGUUUUCGGAGGUAUCCGCGAAGUACGAAUGGCUUGCUCAGGACAACAAAGGAGUGAUCAAACCAGAUCAGCUCAUCAAACGGCGAGGAAAGCUCGGACUUGUCAAAAUUGGAACACCAGCCGAAUUGGAAGCGUGGUUCGAUAAGACUGCCAACACCUACAUCAAGGUCGGACAAACGGAAGGAAGACUUCAUACAUUCAUCGUCGAACCAUUCUGCGCUCAUAGCGAAGAUGAAGAAAUGUAUAUCGCUAUUUACAGCGAACGCUGCAGAGAUGUCAUCAUGUUCUAUGAGCAUGGAGGAGUCGAUAUUGGAGAUGUCGAGGAGAAGGCCAGAGCUGUUCAUAUCCCUGUUCAACUGAACGACAAUGAAAUGACCAUCACUGAAAGAGAACUCGAUAUGCUCUUGGGACCAUGCAAAGAGAAGGAUAUUAUUCGGAAAUUCGUGCUCAACUUGUACGAAGCUUACAAAGCCCUUCAUUUCACCUACCUGGAAAUCAAUCCUUUCGUUCUCACUAACGGGAAAAUUCACGUUUUGGAUUUAGCUGCUAAACUCGAUGAAACUGCUAAUUUCUUGUGCUCUGAUAGAUGGAGUAGCCGAUCUGCAUCUUCUCGCAUAACUCGAUCAAUCGAAUUCCCAGCUCCAUUUGGACGCGAUCUCACCGUCGAAGAGCAAUACAUCUCAGAUAUGGAUGCGAAGACUGGAGCUUCUCUCAAGCUUACGAUUCUCAACCGUCAGGGACGCGUAUGGACCAUGGUUGCCGGUGGAGGUGCUUCUGUUGUCUUCACCGACACUGUCUGUGACCUUGGAGGUGCAAAUGAACUUGCUAACUAUGGAGAGUACUCUGGAGAUCCGUCCGAGUCACAAACAUACGAGUAUGCGAAAACCAUUCUCUCCGUCAUGACUGAAGGAACUCCACGUCCAGACGGUAAGGUGCUCAUCAUUGGAGGAUCCAUCGCCAACUUCACCAACGUUGCUAAAACCUUCGGAGGAAUCGUUCGUGCUUUCGAGACGUUCAUUGACAAGCUGAAGGAGCAUAAGGUUUCGAUCUAUGUGAGAAGAGGAGGACCAAACUACCAAGAAGGACUUCGACGUGUCAAGGAUGCCGCUACAAAGUUGGAUAUUCCAAUCCAUGUGUUCGGACCGGAGACUCACAUGACUGCCAUCGUUGGAGCAGCACUUGGAUUGACACCAAUGCCAACUGUUCCGACGGCGCCACAAACUACUGGACAGUUCUUGUUGAGUCCGGAGCGGAAUACUGCUGGAUUUGAACGUCCACCUGCGUCACCGGCGGUUACCUCUGCUCCAGUCGAGCUUCCGCCAAAGAGAAGCCAUCCUUUGCAUCAAAGCCUUUUCGAAAACAACACGAAAGCAAUCAUUUGGGGACAGCAACAUAAGGCUAUUCAAGGAAUGCUUGACUUUGAUUUUGUUUGUGGAAGGCAUUCACCAUCAGUGGUUGCUUCUACUUAUCCAUUCACUGGUGAUAACAAGCAGAAGUACUAUUUCGGCCAAAAGGAAAUUCUCAUUCCUGCUUACAAAUCUAUGGCUAAAGCAUUCGCUAGUCAUCCGGAUGCCACCGUCAUGGUCACAUUCGCCUCAAUGAGAUCUGUCUUUGAAACUGUUCUGGAAGCCUUACAAUUCUCACAGAUCAAGGUUAUUGCCAUCAUUGCUGAAGGAGUACCUGAGAAUCAAACCAGAAAAUUGCUGAAGGUUGCUGAGGAUAAGGGAGUUACUCUUAUUGGACCAGCCACUGUGGGAGGAAUCAAGCCAGGAUGCUUCAAGAUCGGAAACACUGGAGGAAUGAUGGAUAACAUUCUCGCCUCAAAACUCUAUCGUCCAGGAAGUGUGGCCUACGUUUCUCGAUCCGGAGGAAUGUCCAAUGAGCUUAACAACAUCAUCUCUCAAAACACCAACGGAGUGUACGAAGGUAUCGCCAUUGGAGGUGAUCGCUACCCAGGAAGCACCUACACGGACCACGUUCUCAGAUAUCAACAUGACGAUCGCGUCAAGAUGAUUGUUCUUCUUGGUGAAGUUGGUGGUGUUGAAGAAUACCGCAUCGUGGAGCUUCUGAAGACUAAGCAGAUUACCAAGCCUCUUGUUGCCUGGUGUAUCGGAACCUGCGCGGACCACAUCACUUCUGAAGUACAAUUCGGACAUGCUGGAGCCUCCGCUCACGGAGAAGGAGAGACUGCUGCCUGCAAAAACACUGCCCUUCGUUCUGCUGGCGCUUUAGUCCCAAGUUCUUUCGACGAUCUUGGUAACAAGAUUCGUGAAACAUACGAAGAUCUUCUACGUCUUCAAAUCGUUGUUCCACAACCUGAGCAACCGCCACCAGCUGUACCAAUGGACUACGCCUGGGCUCGUGAGCUUGGUCUCAUCCGGAAGCCAGCUUCCUUCAUGACCUCGAUUUGUGAUGAACGUGGUGAAGAACUGAACUAUGCUGGUGUUCCAAUCACGAAGGUCCUUGAGUCGGAUAUGGGAAUUGGAGGUGUUCUCGGUUUACUCUGGUUCCAGAAACGCCUUCCUCCACAUGCCAACAAGUUCAUUGAGAUUUGUCUCAUGCUCACUGCAGACCACGGACCAGCUGUAUCUGGCGCCCAUAACACCAUUGUUUGCGCUCGUGCUGGAAAGGAUCUGAUUUCUUCUCUGACUUCUGGUCUUCUCACCAUCGGUGAUCGGUUCGGAGGUGCUCUCGAUGGAGCUGCACGUCAGUUCUCUGAGGCUUUCGAUCAGGGAUGGUCUCCAAAUCAAUUUGUCGGAGAGAUGCGAAAACGCGGAACACACAUCAUGGGUAUUGGACAUCGUGUCAAGAGCCACCAAAUUUAUUUUCAGAUCAACAACCCUGACAAGCGUGUUGAAAUUCUGAAACGCUUUGCUGCUGACAAGAAAGAGUUCGCCCAAGAGACUCCACUUCUCGAUUACGCUCUUGAAGUUGAGAAAAUCACUACUGCCAAGAAACCCAAUCUCAUUCUCAACGUUGACGGAGCGAUUGCCAUCAUCUUCGUAGAUAUUCUUCGUAACAGUGGAAUGUUCACAACAGCCGAAGCUCAAGAAGUUAUCGAGAUAGGUGCUCUCAAUGGAAUGUUCGUUCUUGGACGCUCGAUUGGAUUCAUCGGGCACUACUUGGACCAGUCUCGUCUUAAGCAAGGGCUGUACCGGCACCCAUGGGACGAUAUUUCCUACAUUAUGCCCGAGAGAAAUUUGUAA